Phaedon cochleariae (mustard beetle) is the source of this 6397-nucleotide messenger RNA. NCBI's taxonomy places the organism in Eukaryota, Metazoa, Arthropoda, Insecta, Coleoptera, Chrysomelidae. The record is from the annotation of a GenBank genome assembly.
UUUACACUGACAGUACUGAUCAGUUGAAUUCGGAAUAUAGCCAAUAUUUCAGUUUUAUUAGUUUUCCUGUGUGUACUGUGUCCUUCCCCAUCAAUCCAAUCCAAACUCGAUCGCCGAGAUCCGAGAAACGCGAUCCCACGAACGCGCAAACCCGAAGCGAAGCCUAGUGUGACCUUUCCCGUCCCCACGCGCUUCGCCCCCCCACCACCAACCUAACGCAACUGGGUCACGCCGGCCCGCCAAUCGCCAAGCUCCCCUGCCGUCACGUGCCUUUGUUGUUAUCGUCAGCUGGGUCCGGGCGCUACGCCAGCGCCCCCUACUACCAUCAGCUGUUAGUCGAGAAGCCGAGUCAGCCGGCCGGCAGUUAGUCUUCGUUCAACCGUUAACAGAGACAAAUCGCUGCCUUCUCUCGUAGCAGGCCUUGAUCUAUCCUAUCACAAGUAUGUUCAUUUAUUACGACCCAACUACGGUAGCUGGUCCAGUAAAGUGUUUCACGAGUAGUUUAGUGGUGAGGAGACUGUAUUUCACGGACGACGUGGUGUUGUGAACACACGAACUUUACGUAUUUUACGUUAUCGCGCCAUCCAACGAUGUCUACCGGCAAACGUCUGGCGAAGCGUUCCAUCAUCGGGACGCGUGUCUGUGCCCCAGGAGAAGACGGCAAGUUCUAUUCGGGCGUUAUUCAGGCCGUCAAAACGCCGGCCAACUACGUUGAGAACAAUAACUGCAUCAACCUAACCCCAAAUACGCGCUACACGGUGCGCUUCGAUUCCCGCCAAGGUAGCCUGGGCAGAACGACCGCGGAAUUCAGAGAGAAUGACCUGAUAGGGCCCGGGUUCCAAUCGGUGUUGGGCGUUGAACUCGUUGCCGGGCAAAAAUGCUUUGUUACCCACAACGGUAGAGAAGUUUGUGGUGAGGUGUGCAAGCACCACGCUGAAACAGACGAGGUUAUCAUCAGCAUACAGCCUUUCGGCAUCGAGGCGCCGUUCGAAGUGCAAAAACGGCUGGAGGAAGUGCGUUUGUUGGAGUCGAGGAAAUCGGCUCGUCUUGCAGAUCAAGACACCGACUUUGCUCGCCUGGCAGACAUGGCGGGCGACAGAAAAAGAACUGCCUCUCAUACCAUCGAUGUUCCAGCACCCUCUUAUCACAAUGGAUCUCGGAAAAGGCGGCCAAGCAGUAGCCAUGAUGACAACUCAAAAGACAGUCAAAUGGACGAAUGCAGUGCCGCACUAGUACUAAUGAGUCUCUCUUGCUCACCACAUUCACCUAAUCUUGGUGCUUUCUCCUACCCCGGUACGUCUCCGGAUAGUAGCAGCAGCAACAGCAGUUCACCCUCCUAUCGAUCCACCCCAUCGCCCCCACCGAUCGCGUUUUCGCCCCAUUCCACCCCCCUCUCGUCCAGCUCCAAUUCGGACGAGGGAAUCGUCAUGGACUACUAUCCUGACGAACUGCCAAGAAAGAAAAAGAGUCUGACACGCAUCGUAUUCCAAUGCACCUGGCCUAGCUGUCUCAAGAUAACCAACACUUGCGAAACAAUAGAGGCCCACGUACGCAGCGAACAUCUGAAGGACCAGGUGUGCCAGGACGCCGAAGAAGAGUUCUACUACACCGAGGUGGAGCUCGGCCUGACCAGCCCGCCGCCCACCCUGUCCCACCAGGACAUGGCCAGACCCUUCCACGAGGACCCCGACUACCAAAGACUGCUGGUCGGCACCAUGCGCCAGACGCUGCUCAGCCAGCAGCAGCUGCCGCAGUCGCCGCACAAGCUGCUCAAGCUGUCUCCGCGCCCCCACAGCCCCAAGGUGCCGCUGUCGCCUAGGAGGGUGCGGGGGGAGAAUAAGAAGUGCCGGAAGGUGUACGGCAUGGAACACAAGGAGCAGUGGUGCACGCAGUGCAAGUGGAAGAAGGCGUGUACCAGGUUCGCCGAGUGAUGGCGCUGAGGACGCUAACCGUGCGUUGGGGCGGACGAUUCGCCGAAUGGACAAGUCGUAGGAUGUUCGGUCAAAUAGAUGGUGACAGGUGACGUUUUCCCAUUUUAUUACACUGCAUGCCUUCUGAAUGCUUCAUAAUUAACCCCAAAAUAUGAAAAAUAGUCGGGUGUGCACUUCAAAAGGAGGAGCGGUAUUGUUUUUGUGAAGAAUUUUCGUGUUUUUCCGCGAUCCGCAGCGGCCGAAGGGCUCAAAAGGGUUACGAAAAACUUCCGUGUAUGACGUAUGAGAAUUUCGGGAAAACUCUGUAAACAUUUAAUACUGGUUUUCAGUGAUUCCAAACUGCAUGCCAAUAUAAAGAUACUUCAAUUGUAUAAUGUUUUAAUCGUAGGUGCCCUUUUGGCCGCUGCGGAUUAGCGCUUCAAUUUGUUUGAACUUCCGUAUAAUACAACGGCAGGAAGUAUAAUAUUGCGGAAAAAAACGAAAAUUCUUCACAAAAAGAAAAGCGCUGCUCCAUAUGCGGCCAGAAACCCGUCUAUUUUUCAUAUUUUGGGGUUAAUUAUAAAGCCUUGAAAAGGUAUGCAGUCUUCUGGUCUAUAAGCGCAAAAGUGAUCAUUAUGUCGAGAGACGACAGUGGACGAGUUGCCGAAAGUGGUCAUGCUAUUUAGACAUUUCGCCAAAGGUGAUGAAAACGCCGAAACAGCUAUUUGAACAUUUCGCCGGAAGUGGUUAUUAUGCUUCGCGUCGAAAGACAAAAAAAAACCAAGAAUACAAUAUUUUUUCUGUGACGGAAAAACCGACGAUUUGAUAUUGAAAAAAUAUUACAUUAUAUUAAAUUUUGAAGUUUUUAACUGGUAGGCUGUAACCUAUAGCGACAAUUGGCCCUGCGUUGCUAAGGAAAGCUUUUGGAAUAAUCAAAUACCUCUGUCAAUAAAAUUCUGUGUGAUUUAAAAACUGCGUACUUAUUCAAGGUUUCUGGAAUGGAAAAUGAAAAAGACAUGCAGUUUUUUCUCGGAAACGGUGUUAUUGGCUAAUUUUUCGAAACCGGCACAACGAACGUCAUCAACAUUUGUUACCGUCAACGGAUAAAAUGUCGAAAUUUUUUUGUGUGUGAAUUGAAUUUUUAUUUUUACGUAUAUUUCAAUAUUGUCUUUAGAUAUCAAACUCAAAAGUUUUGUAUACACACUAAAAGGACUAUUAUGCAUACUAAACAUUCCAUACCUUCUUGAUUGACAUACAGGAUGUUACAUAUCUGGAGCUCUGUUGAUUGAAAAAUUGAUAAAACUUUUUCCUUCAUUCAAUAAAUAAUAUAUUUUUUUUUCGAUUCAGCCUUUAUUUAAAUCUAACGAGUUUAUAUAUCCGGAGAAGUAGUAACUACAAAAGCGGGACAUGCAAUUUUUUUCUUAAUUUUGAGUUUCUUGAGUAUCAAGCGUUGAAUAGUCAUACACUUAGUACAUCCAUUUUUAGGUACUCGAUGAGAUUCAAAAGCUUGUGUGUGAAUCAGUCAAAAUUAAAUAGUAUUCAUAUAGUAUAUUUACCAAUGAGUAUUUCGUUAAUUACAUAAACACGUUUUGGAAUAUAUUUAUAACGUUUGUAGCAUUGAUUUUGUUUCUCUCAAUACGUUGAGUAACGAGCAAAUGUUUGGUUCCAUUUUUUUAUUUCUCCAGUACGAAGCGAGAAAUGAAGCGGCAACUGGUCCACUGGCGUUUUUAGGCAUAAUUACUACUUUCGGCAAAGUGUCCAACUGCCCACUAUUAUAUUGUCCGUUCGGCGAAGUGUCAUGGACCCGCACAGUGCUCGGUGUUGUUUUUCUUCUUGUUUUGGUUCCCAGGACUCGUAGGGUGCGGACUACCCUGAUCUCAAGCCACUUGAUGGAAGUACAAUUUAUGUAACGGUAAUUUUGUUUUUGUAAUUAUGAUCAAAGGAUCACACGUUCUGUUUGUGGGGCGUCUUCGAACGUUGACUAGAUUCCGCCAUUUUGUAUCCUAGCCGUGAGAUUCAUGCGAAGCACUCAGGGCAGUGCAAUAUAUAAGGGUUGCCUACUGGCCUUCACCGAUUUACUCCCAAAAAUUUACGGGAAAGCUCACCAAUUACUCACUGUCGAAAAUCAUUCGAAAAAGUUCAAGUCGCCAUUUGCCGUGAACCAAUGUUUUUUUAUAUAUCUGAUUUGAAAUUUUUAUUACUAACACUGGAAUGACCAGUCAGGGUCUAGUGCCGCAAAUACAGCUAUUGAUCGUCUUCAUACUUCUAUCCACUUGGCUUAGUUAAACAGGUGUGUGCUGCCAUUUUCUUUGAAAGAGAUAAGUCUCCUAAGAAUUAAUAUAUCAAUCAAUAUAUUAGUGGCUGGACUACUCGAAUUGAAUCUAGCCAGCAGCUUUUAGACGACUUUCUUACCAAUCUUUUAUCAGGCCCUGUCCAGGCUCCACCUCUUAGAUGACAGUUUGCCUCCAUAGCUGGCAUUACAGAAUGGCAUUAUCUUCAAAAUUCGAAGACGACCCGUAAACUAUAGUUGGUCCGAUCAGAGAUCAAUCAAAUCAAGCUGUAUCUGUGUUCUUAAGAGUUUUCUCGUCGCAAAGCGGUAUUGGUGCCCACAGUAUGUGACAAGCCUAGAUAUUGUAUGCCAGUACAGGGCUCCAGGACCGUACGACUGAACCUUUGGCCAGUCUCGAAUAAAACGAGAUUUUGGUCGGUCGAGGAAGCUCUUUUAAAGUAGUCUAGUGAUCCCUGGAAUGACCUCAGCCACUUCCAAAGUCAAUAUGCAGUGUCAAAACAGUUUGCACUCAAUGAUUCAAGGUUUUGAAUCGCAAUUCUUUCCAUAGUUUUUAUUUGCCAAAGAAAAACGAGCACUUUCCUUAUGUUUUUGAAUACAAUACCCGAAAGGUGUUCUUACAGAAGAGUUUAUAGUAAUUUUUAUUUGAACUCAUUUAUUUCCGAUGCCAGUUUAGUUACCACCCAAUAGAAUUAAUUGACACUGGUAUUGAAUCAUUUCUCAAUAAAUGAAAAGCGAAGAUAUAAGGUCCUCUUCUGGGGAUCUUCUUUUCGAAAAUUUUUGAAAGAACUUAUGAGGUACUUUAUUAUACUAUAGAUAAUCAAUUGUAAUGACACCAUCUUGGAUGAGACAAACCGAAAUUUGUAAAAUAAGAUCGACAUUGAAUUAUUGUUAACUCGUUAAGGUCCCAAACAAAAGCAAUCAUAAUUUUUUAUUUAUAUCUAGUGAAGUAAGGGCAGUUAUUACUAAAUAUAAGUUUAUAUUAUUAAAUAAGUGUUUGUUCGUUGAAUUUGUGAAUUGUGUUAUUGCCUAACAUGAGAUUAGUGUAUGGAAACAAUUGUUGAUGAAACACAGCAAAUCAAAAUGAUGAUGAAAAGUUUAAUCAUAUUUAGAAAAACACAAUGGCAACAACAGGAAAUGUAAUGAAAAAUGGAUUUAUUCACUCAAAAAAUGCCAACAUACAUGUGCUUUCAAAACUUUGUUUGUUUGCUGUGUUCUGGAUAUUUUCAAGUUGGACUUGAAUAUAUAUAUAGAAAAACGAUUUGUAAGACAAGAGAUCUCUGAUCCAAAGUGCAGAAAAAUGUAGAUUGUCGCGCUACCUUACCUUGAAAAGCACCAAUAUUUUUGAGCCAUAAGAGUACUUUCACUUUCAUUUUAUCUGAAUGUUUUCCCAUCCCUUAUUGAUUUCCUCUAAGUAGGCAAUAUCCAGAAUAGUUUAGAUUGAUGAUAUUGAAUUGAAUGUGUCUCACUAUUCUGUUGUUUCGUAUUGAUAUAUUUUUCUCGAAACAUACCUACAUGCAAAUUACUAUCAUUAAAAAAAAAACAUCAAAAACGAGAUAACAAAAAAAAACAUCAAAAACGAGAUAACAAAAUCAAAAUCAGGAACUCUGUAAUAUGAGUGAUUUGAAUCUUUCGAUUUAAAAUCAAUGUAAAUAGACAGAUUAUUUCAACUGAAAUCAAGAAUGAUUCGUAAGUUUAAUUGAGGUCUCUUCAGGAAAAAUAUAUCUGAAAGGUGUCACUUAUGGUGUUCAAACCAUUUCUGGGUCUUAUAGCUGUAAAUACUUCCUACAUUUAUAUGAAAUCCUCUGCACCUAAGAGAAUCUACAUAAUACCUAUAUCAAUUUUACCAUGAGGUGACUCAUAACCUGUAAAUUUUGGAUCAUCCUGUAUUGAUGUAAUCCACUCAUUUCAUUACCUCUAAGUCUUUCAUUUAAGUUUUAACUGUAUAGGUGUUUCUUCUUAUAUGUUAUGUUAUUAUAUAGCUAAUAGAAAUAUUAUAUUUUUCAGAGUAUUCAUAUACAUUGUAUAUUUUAAAUGUUUAAGUUUUUGUGUUGAUGGCAUAUUUUAGAAAUAAGAUAUAUAUUUUAGAGAGAGAUAAAACAUAUGCAUUACAAUCAUAAUAAUUAUUGAUCAUAUAAUAUUUUAAGGAGAACAUGCAGUAUAUAUGAAUAUUAGGAGAAUAAAAGAUUUUAUCACCUUU